Falco peregrinus (peregrine falcon) is the source of this 10235-nucleotide messenger RNA. It is a transcript of the gene RPS6KA2, whose product is annotated as ribosomal protein S6 kinase A2. Gene Ontology annotation, molecular function: ATP binding; ribosomal protein S6 kinase activity; magnesium ion binding. Gene Ontology annotation, biological process: protein phosphorylation; intracellular signal transduction. The record is from RefSeq and is a predicted model, not a curated record. Lineage: Eukaryota; Metazoa; Chordata; Aves; Falconiformes; Falconidae. The transcript has 21 exons. Bases 474 to 2675 code for a protein of 733 amino acids.
GAUUCAGAAACCAGGAAAUUGAAAGAGCCUGACUGAGAGGAGAGGGAGUGCAAAGCAAUAGACACAUCUAAUAUUUAUCUCAAACCUGCUACGCCUGGGACGCAGGAGCUGUCAUCUGCCGGAGCUGAUUAUGCAUGCAGCCGAGCAGAGCCUGAUUGGGUGUAGUAGGACCUAAGGAGAGGGAGAGAGGGAGCAGGGAGAGAGUUCCGCUCGCAGCACCGAAAUGUAAACAGUGUGAAGCGAGAGGGAGUGUAAAGCCUUUAUGCUCUGAAGAGCCAGCAGCCGGCCGCGGGCUCCCAUGGCUCCGGCAGCGUACCUCUUGCAGGUCUAGCCGUGCCCGGCUUGAUGAACAGAAGCAGACAUUUGGAGGAUCUCCUGCCUGUGGAUACAAAUAGGGGGCAAUCGGGAUGCGCUAGCUUUCUCCGGCGGCGCCGCAGCUCUGUCGUGCUCCGUGCCGCAGCUGGGACAGGGCAAUGGACAUGAACAUGAAGAAGUUCACAGUGCGUCGGUUCUUCUCGGUCUAUCUCCGCAAGAAGUCUCGGUCAAAGAGCUCCAGCCUAAGUAGAUUUGAGGAAGAAGGUAUUGUGAAGGAAAUAGACAUCAGUCAUCAUGUGAAGGAAGGUUUCGAAAAAGCAGAUCCUUCUCAGUUUGAGCUGCUGAAAGUAUUAGGACAAGGUUCAUAUGGAAAGGUAUUUCUGGUGAGGAAGAUCAAAGGAUCUGAUGCAGGUCAGCUUUAUGCCAUGAAGGUACUUAAGAAGGCAACUCUGAAAGUUCGGGAUCGGGUACGAUCAAAAAUGGAGAGAGAUAUUUUGGCAGAAGUGAAUCAUCCUUUCAUAGUCAAGCUUCAUUAUGCAUUUCAAACAGAGGGAAAGUUGUAUCUAAUACUAGAUUUCCUGCGGGGAGGGGACCUUUUCACAAGACUCUCCAAAGAGGUGAUGUUUACAGAAGAGGAUGUCAAGUUCUACUUAGCUGAGCUAGCCUUGGCAUUAGACCACCUCCAUGGUCUUGGAAUUAUUUACAGGGAUCUAAAACCAGAAAACAUUCUUCUUGAUGAGGAGGGCCACAUUAAGGUAACAGAUUUUGGUCUGAGUAAAGAAGCCAUCGACCAUGACAAGAGAGCAUAUUCAUUUUGUGGGACAAUAGAGUAUAUGGCCCCAGAGGUGGUCAACCGACGAGGACACACGCAGAGUGCCGACUGGUGGUCUUUUGGUGUACUCAUGUUUGAGAUGCUGACAGGAUCAUUACCCUUCCAGGGAAAAGACAGAAAGGAGACAAUGGCACUCAUUCUCAAAGCCAAGCUGGGAAUGCCACAGUUCUUGAGCAUAGAAGCCCAGAGCCUGCUGCGAGCCCUCUUCAAAAGGAACCCCUCCAACAGAUUAGGUGCUGGAUUCGAUGGAGUGGAAGAAAUUAAACGUCAUCCUUUCUUUGUUACUAUAGACUGGAAUAAACUCUACAGGAAAGAAAUCAAGCCGCCUUUCAAGCCCGCAGUGGGACGGCCAGAAGAUACCUUUCAUUUUGAUCCAGAGUUCACAUCUCGGACCCCUACAGAUUCCCCAGGUGUUCCUCCAAGUGCCAAUGCUCAUAAUCUUUUCAGAGGGUUCAGCUUCGUUGCCUCUAACUUGGUGCAGGAGCCUGCACAACAAGAUGUGCACAAAAUCACCGUUCACCCAAUUGUGCAGCAGUUACAUGGGAACAACAUCCACUUUACAGAUGGAUACGAGGUCAAGGAGGACAUAGGAAUUGGCUCCUAUUCAGUGUGCAAGAGAUGUGUUCAUAAAGCUACAGAAACAGAGUUUGCAGUGAAGAUAAUUGAUAAGAGCAAGAGAGAUCCCUCUGAAGAAAUUGAGAUCCUCUUGCGAUAUGGACAGCAUCCAAACAUCAUUACCCUUAAAGAUGUCUAUGAUGAUGGGAAAUACGUGUACCUUGUGAUGGAGCUGAUGCGGGGAGGUGAGCUCCUGGACCGCAUUCUUCGGCAGAAGUGUUUCUCAGAGCGGGAGGCCAGUGCGGUGCUGUGCACCAUCACCAGGACUGUGGACUACCUGCACUCUCAGGGUGUGGUGCACCGAGAUCUCAAGCCAAGUAAUAUCCUCUACAUGGAUGAGUCAGGAAACCCAGACUCCAUCAGGAUCUGUGACUUUGGGUUUGCCAAGCAACUGAGAGCAGAGAACGGGCUGCUCAUGACUCCCUGCUACACGGCCAACUUUGUCGCCCCUGAGGUCCUUAAACGCCAAGGUUAUGAUGCAGCCUGUGACAUCUGGAGCUUGGGGAUCCUACUGUAUACCAUGUUGGCAGGGUUCACUCCUUUUGCAAAUGGACCAGAUGACACCCCAGAGGAGAUUCUAGCCAGGAUUGGCAGUGGCAAAUAUGCACUUACAGGAGGAAACUGGGAUUCAGUAUCUGAUACUGCAAAGGACAUUGUGUCUAAGAUGCUUCAUGUAGACCCUCAUCAGCGCCUCACAGCAGUCCAAGUCCUAAGACAUCCAUGGAUAGUGAACAGAGAGUAUCUGUCUCAAAACCAACUCAGCAGACAGGAUGUUCACCUGGUGAAGGGUGCAAUGGCAGCCACCUACUUCGCUUUAAACCGAGCACCUCAGGCACCAAGGCUGGAGCCUGUAUUGUCCUCCAAUCUGGCUCAGCGGCGGGGCAUGAAAAGACUUACCUCUACCAGGUUGUAGCAGUACCCCCAAAAGGCCUCUUUGAAAACCUACAGUUUAUUAUUUGAGAAAUUCAUCUUUACUUGGCUAGCAGAACUUCUUCAGACAACCCGCACACGACAUCGCCAGGACUAGCAGAAGCCCAGCGUAAGGCAAAGUUCUCUUUUGCUCCGUCAUUUCUGUUACAUUCCAGCCAGGGUCCCAGGUUUAACAACUUCACAAAGAUGUGCCAAUUUUGCCAGUAGCUCUGUUUCCUUACUGAGAUAAAGCCAAAUCAAGUAGGUGUGCUUCAUCCUUCCCACCCUAGGAAAUACUGUUUUUGAGUCCUUAAGAUAUUCCAUGGGAACACUGUUUUCAUUUUGUUUCUCAAGAAAAGCACUUUUUGCUAUGAAGAUAGCAAUCAGGUUUGAACGUUUUCAGCUGUUCCAGCAUGCAUCAGGAUGAAGUGACCUGGCUGGUCACCAGUAGACAUCUACUGAUCUCCACUCACCCCAGGAAGAGUGAAGGCUGCAGAGACACAUGAACAAUACCUAACUUGAAACAAGUGCUAUACAACAUGAAGAGGAGAGCGAGCUGUUGGUGGUGGAAAUAUCUUCUGAUUUCAAGAAAUCUUUUGCACUUUGCCCCUGCCCUCUGUGGAACGAAGCCAGCACCGCUCAAGGAGAGCUUGCCACCAGCCCUGACUGACUCAGAGGGUUCUGAAAGCAGAAAACCUCUGAGAAACUCACUCCUCUGAGGAAAUUAUUGGGUCUUACAAGACUGUGGGAAAGCAUUCACGUAAAACAGUGUGAGCAGGAGUCUGUGGAUCAGGGGAGGAAAAGGUGUCUGAUCUUGGCCAGCAAGCAGGAGGUCUGGGAGGACCAGGUGAGGGGGCUGGGGAACCGAGCAGAGUCAGGGGAAAGGGACACGUGACUUUGAGGGCAGUAGGCAGAAAGACCCAUGGCAGCAUGGUGGGUGGUACUGCCAAAGCAAACUAGCGUGCACAUGCUUUGGGGACAAACUGGGACUCCUUUUAAAAGCAAGGAACAGUCCCCUCCUCAGCAGCUGGUACAGAAGAAGGCAGCUGGGCUGCCGAGGGGCUGGCUGGGUCGGUGCAGCCAUCCUCCCACACCAUCACUGAGUCUGCUCACGAGACCGGCUCUGGCAGGCCAGAGUGCCACCCUGAAGCAAGUGAGGCCACUUCCAGUCAUUGCUCCUUGCCCUUCCCUGGCCGCUCACCCGAAUCUGCCUCCACCACCCAGUGUUUCGUGCCCCUGCCUGGCUGUUCUGCUCUAGCAGAGCUAAACUCCCUGUGCCGCCUGUGUACAGGGAGUGCCCACUUCUGAAGAGUCCAGCUAACUCUGUUACAAGCUUUAAUAAUAAUAAAUUAUGAGAAGAAUGCUCUGCUUUUAUAUUUAUAUAAAUAUGUACAUGUGUAUUUAUAUACAUAUAAAACAAAAGUUCUGUACCCUACUACCCAGAUUUUUCAGGUUCAGGGAAAGAAAACUUCGUUGAAAUGAUCUCAGCAAAAUGGACCUUUUUUCUCAUUCCCUGACUUCAAAGCAAGCGAGCAAGGUUUGUGGUGCCGGAUGUGAACUAUUUUUUUAUUCUUUUUCUUCCCCAUUUGGCUUAUAGUGGUCACAAGCUGACCAGGAUUCUUCUUUGUACUGCUUUUGUUAAUUUUUUUUUUCCAAGUAAAUUUUUUCACCUCAGAUGCUUUGUGGGAAAAGCUAAUGUUCUGUGUUGGCUUUUUUCUGUUGUGACAGGAAAAAAAGAAAAAUGUGAACAUGGAGCUUCAUAUGCUAGAGAUGGUAAUUUUUCCUUGCUGGGUAGUAUGUGCAUCUCGGUGCUGAACUGGAAUUACACCUCUGAGUGUCCAAGGGAACAAGGAGUUGCAUUUGCUAUAGCAAUAUGCUUCCUAAAACUAGCUCUGUUCCGAUGUUGACUGAAAUUUGUUUGUUUGCAUUAGCCUAUUUUUAGAUUUAAAUUUAUUCUUAAUAAUUUAAACCUAUAUUUAAUGUUCAGGUUUAUGUGCUGUGCACAGAGGACUGCUGCAAAGCAGCUCUCCACGAAGCCCUUCUCUUUUCUAGAAUAAACAACGCUGUGAAACUUCACACAGUGGCUGAAUUGGCUUGGACUGAUGUGUGCAAACAUGUGCAGGUGUGUGUCCAUGGUUAUGUACACAGCACCCAUCGUUCUCUCCCCCCGGCUAAGCUGUGCUCAGGAUCAGCUUUUUGCUGCCUUUAUACUUUUCCUCUUGUUAGAAGUUAAGUCUCAUAUAUUUCUGCUGGCAGCACACUGCCAGGCGAGUCUGCAGGCAGGUGAUACCCUGGCUGAUGCAGAAACGCUCUUGCCAGGCCUGUUUCCCUGGAAGUGACUUCUGUCCUGGAAGAAGCAAGAUGAGCAUAAGGAUGCUAAGUGCAACCAGGAGGGAGGGCUGGAUUUUCUGGGGUCCCAGAUGAUUUGUGCUGUUUCAACAAAAUAAAUUUUCAAUGGUCUGUGUAAUUGUAUUGUAGAUGGGCAGAAAGAGUGUUGUAAAUAUUAUGUACAGGUUUUGCCUCCCCCUCAGACUUCCUGGUCAUCUUUCAUUGCUUCAGUUUGAUUUCUCUUCACAGUCCAAUUCCCUCUUGAUAUACUUGGUCUUAGUUCUUUGAGCAUUUUUUAAUGAUCUGAAUAUUAUUGUAGGCCAAACUUACAGGAUGUUGCUCUUCCCAAAGUUUAAUAGUUUGAAUCUCUUCUCAGUUUAGCUCUUUCUAACCCACCAGUUAUCACCUAUUAACCAUACCAGGUUUGGGCCACAUACAGAAUGAUAUAUGUUGAUGUCCAUUAAUUACUUUAUAAGCCUAUAAAUCACAUAUAAUGGGGUUGCUUAUUAAGAUUUUGUUGCCAGUGCAUCCAGAUUUAUGCACAUGUGUAUGUAUAUGUAAAUGCAUACACACAAAAAAUGCUGUCCCAGCUUGUUCAAAUGACAAUAGAAGUGUAGUCAGCGCUUGAGGUGAUGCUCAGCAGAGUUUUGUCUGUGGUGUUCUUGAAAAUCUGACAUUGAAAAUGGUAGUGGUUACUCUGGGUAUGGAUAGAGUACCAUCCUUCUCUGGGUAUGGAAUGGAUACCAUUCAUAUUCUGGGUAUGCAUAAAGUACCGCUUCCAUGGACGUGCCCAUCCAUGGAAGAAGCUGUCCCAUCCAGCCUCCCUUCUGUCCCAGCUGUGCAUCCCCGCACACUCCCAAGGCAGAUCAGCCCCCGCUCCCCAGGCUUGUGCACGGGAGGUGCACUUCUGAGGGUUUUCUGACCUGUUUCAGUCAAGAUGAACCCAAUUAAACCAUUUCCGCUGUCAGUCUUGCUGAUCCAGUUCACUUGGACUGAAAUACAAGAGCCUGCAUCAGCAAAUCAAGGGAUAGUCGCUCCUGGCAGAGAGGGAGGAAUAAGCCACGAGCACUCAUUAUUUCAGACCGGUAGCACCCGCCACUUGCCCUGGCCCAGCUGGAUGCAGGCGAAGAUGCAUGGCCAUGGCCUGAUUACUGCUACAGCUGCUUUUAAACCAGCAUUUCCUUCCCAGACUCCUUGCUGCAGUAUAGCUCAGCAAUAAGCAUUUAUUCUUUCUAGGAGAAAACGUAACUGAAAAAAGCUUAGGCUCGCUCUCUCCUCUCUUUUUAAUCUUAAGGGACUUUUAUUAAAUGUUAUGUUUAACUCCUAAAAGUCUGAAAAUCACUUUGAAUUAGAUACCAUCUUGCACAUUAUCAGUCCAGACAUGACCUAGUGCCUUCGGCUAUUGCAAAUAGUAUAGUUACAUUUCUGAACCGUCAAUGUGUGCAAAGCAAUGACCGUCCAAGGCAUACUGGAGUGUAUCUGUCACAGAACAUAGUCAGCUCAUCUGGAGAGCCACUUCAAAAGCUGUCAUUCAGCUCAGUAGAGGGUAGUCUGCCCAGCAGGGAGGAGGCAUCUCCCCAGACUUUGCAGAGCUGGACCCCGUCUCUGCAGCUCCAGGACUCUGAAGAAGCCAAAUGUUCCUGAUGAAGAAGAUCAUGGGAAGAGCUACCCCAGUUCCUAUGCAGCACCACAGCUUGUGUAUAUGGCAAAGGUGUGGGAGAUGCUGCUCAGAGGGACAGCUGACCCCUGCCCCCCAUCCCUCAUGAAUCUUUUACUUGUUCAAUUUUUUCUAAGCAAGUUUUAAGAGCAGAUAGCAUUUAUAAAGCCUGACUUUUUCAGCAAACCACAAGUGACCCUCACAGACACUUUGUAAUCAGUCCCCACAUCUGGAAAAAAAAAUCCAUUGAUAAUAAAUUCUGGUUUGUUUCUCCCAAAAAUGAUCUUCAGCAGCUCCCUGAGAUGGCCCUGGGUACUGGGGAUAACCCAGACACAGAGAGCCGGGAGAAGCUUGUCUUACGUGAUACAAUGUCAUGACAUGAUGUUGCAUGUCACACUCUUAUGAAGUACAGAUUGUGUGUCCCUGUGUUUCAUCUAACCCUGGAUGUGUUCCUGGGCCUCUUUUCAACCAGAUUUAGGGUUGACUAGGUUUUGGACUGAGUUUGAAAGGGACAGUAAAUCUGUUGGCUUACAGGGUAGAUCAGACUCUAUUAGAAAUCAGUAUGCAGAUCUCUAAGGGGCAGGCUGGCUUUGUCUGUGUAGUGCAGUGAUCUCUCUACAACUUGUACCCAGCUCUGGUACAUACAAAUACAUACAGACCUUGGUCGAGCAUGGCAGUUGCUGUGUAUUCUAUGGUAUGAAUUAUGCCAGGGCUUACAUCAUUCCCUAAACCAUGAGUGCCACAAGGGUUUUAUUAUGCUGCCGGUCCACAGAGCUCAUGCCAGCAUAUGCAAGUGCUGAUGCCAAAAAAAGGCAGGCAGGCACUCUCUCUUGACCUCAGCUACUCAUCCGUCCUUUUGCACCUCCCUUAUCCCGGUCACCAUGGGGCAAAGCAAAUGUUUGUGCAUCAGAACAAGUGGCUGAGUACAGCAGGAAGGCAACAGCAUCUGUUUUGGCAGCCGUGCUGUCAACACAUCGGUGUGGCCACAACUUCAGUGUUACCUCUGCCCCUCUGUUUCUGAGUUAUGCUGAGCUGAGCCCAAGCGUGGCUCAGAGUCAGGGCGAUACUUGUACAGCAGCGUGUUACCAGUGCCAACCUGUGGGCACGGAGUGGGGGAACAAGCCCAGGCUUGAAAAGUCACAAGUUCAUAGAAGCUCCCUGUAACCAGACGGUGUAGGGCUGCAGAUGACAUGCCAUGGGUAAAUAAUGUUGACUGUGUGUAUUUUUACCACCACUGACUUUAUAAAGAGGACAGAAAAAAUCCUGGAGUUUGUUUUUAAAUCACCAAUUUUUACAGAGGAAAUACCUGAUUUUGUGGAGUGCUACAGCUUUCUAGACCCCUAGCAGGAGUGAGGCAGACAAACAUGGAAGAUAAAGCAGAUUACAACAGCAGAAAACAAGAUAUCUUAGCUUUCACUGGAAAACUAUUUUCAUUCAGGUGUUCUGAAGCUGUCUUAAGACAUGUGUAGCAAAAAUGCCAAAGCAAAUAUUUAGAAGCAAAGAUACCUUGUUGAACAUCUGCAGACAGCACCUUUAAACAAAAGCCAUGUGAGCUCCGGGGUCACGUAUCUGAAUCCUAAAAGACAGGCAAGCAGCACAACCGGGACAACCACCCCAGAUAUUCCUUACAUUAAAAUAAAACGGCCUAAAAUAAUGUUAAUAAGAUACUUUAAUGUAGUUCAUCAAAAAUAGGAAAACGUGCAAGCCCAUUUUCUUUCCCUCUUUCAAAGUAUACAGCAUAUCAUUUAGAAGUGUGUAUCCUCACCUCAUAGCUAACCCUGCUCCUGAACCCCUGUAUUGCCCUGGGACAUGGUGGCUAAGCUGCUUCUGGUACCUCCGUUCCUGUUUGAACAUAGUCCCAUAAUCCCCCUCCAUGUCACAGAAUCAUGGAAUCAUUUAGGUUGGAAAAGACCUUUAAAAUAAUCCAGUCCAGCUGUUAGCCUAACACUGCAAGCCCACCACUAAACCAUGUCCCUAAGUGCCACAUCUACACGUCUUUUAAACACCUCCAGGGAUGGUGACUCAACUGCUUCCCUGGGCAGCCUGUUCCAAUGCUUGACAGCCCUUUCGGUCCAGAACUUUUUCCUAAUGUCCAAUCUAAACCUCCUCUGGCAUAACUUGAGGCCGUUUAUGCUCAUAACACAAGCAACAAUUGCACUUCCUCUUGUAUUCUGAAAGUUAGCAAAAAUUUGAGUGUUUAAACUCAGAAGAUAAAGUGAAGUUAAAAGUAAGGUUCUGACUGUGUCCAGAACUAAAAUUCUCAGUAUUUAGGUGAAGGGUGAGUAGAAGCCUGUCCAGAAUGAGAAUGUUACAAAGCAAAUAAAGUCACAGUAGUUCUUAGAGCCAAAUUUUAGGUAAAAUUAUUCGUAAGUUUUGUGAGCUUAAACCUUGCAUUUCCAUGUGCAACCAGGUGACAACACAGGCACAUCAGCCAGCUAAUCAGGCAUCUGAUCAUGCGUGUCCGUGCAGGCUUGCACAUGGAAAUCUUUUGCAGCCCAGUGUUGAAAGUCUGGAAUUAAGAAUUUGGCCCUCUGCAUCAGCCGGUGUUGUGUAAACCAUAAUGUUCAGUGUUGAACUGUACAACCACUGCUUCUUGCUUUGCCUUACAUAGUUACACAGUCAAUUUGUGCUCCAUUAUUUCUCCUAAAUUUCUUUUACAGUCGCAGUUUUCAGACUAGCUUGAAAGGCAAAUGAGGAAAAUGCAUGUCCUCUUUGAUAAAGGCGGAUUUUGAAAGGAGAGGCUGGAAUUAAGCAUUUGAAGUGCAGAAAGUGAAAACCAGUUGCUAGAAGAUUGGUUCUGAUUUGCUACUCAGAGCCAAAUCCUGCUUCCUUCACUCUUGCUGUAUUAGUUCCUUCAUUCACGUGCACCUUCAGUGAAACAAGGGGACAGCUCAGAGCAGCGUCCCCCUUCCUGUCCCAGUGGUGGAGUGUGGCCUUUAGGUGACGACACGGUGCAAGGGGUUUACUUGGGUAGUAUUAAAUGAAUUUGACCUUGAAAUGAACCAUGAUCUAGCACUUUGUUUACAGGCUCCAUAUUCAUGUUUACAAACCAUGAUUUCUGAGGCUCACGCUUUUUACGUUUCCUGUAUGAAAAGGGCAGCCGGUGUACAGAUAUUUAUUAUGUUUACCAGCGUUUCUGAAUAGAUUUUUUUUAUAGUACAUGGUUUUAUGAAGUGUAAUAUUUUUAUAGCAGAAUGAUGAUCUUUGGACUUUCUAUAUUGUUACCUACUGUUUGCAAAUGAGCUCUUUGCUCCCUUUCUUCUGUGCACUGUACCCAGUGUUGCUGCUGCUACUGUUGCUGGCCUCAGCUGCUGCUGCCCCAUGUGACGUGGGCUGACGGUAUUGUGAAACUGUGCAAACUGACUUCAAAGAGCUGCAAUUGUGCUGAAGGGCUGGCUGCGUGCUGGGUCCCUCCUGGCAGGAGGGAUGGGGAGCUGUACUGUGCCAGGGCAAGAGUUUACUGUGGAUGGCCCCCAAGGAGAAGCCUCAGUGCUCACCCUUGUCUGUACUCCGCUGUGGCUUGCUUGGCAUGCCCAUCCUUUCCUUUCUUUAUAAAGAAAUAAAAAAGAAAAUAAAGGA